ACGUACCGUACUGGCUAGAAGAUGUAGAUGGCUAUCCAAGGUACAUUUGCGAAGAGUGUAAAGAAAAUUUAGAUUUAGUAUGCAGUUUUAUAAACAAAUUUAAAAGCACAAACAUUAUGUUGCAAAAUGACUUACAUUUACAAAAGUUGGAUUUUGAAACAGAAAAUUUAAACUGUAUAAGUGAAGAAGAAGACCCAACAAAAAUAGAAGUUGAAUAUGUAGGAUAUGAAGUAGACAAUGACCAUAUUUCAGAUGUUAGCUACCAUGAAUACGAGGAAUCUUUGCUCAAUCGAAAAAAGCCUAUGAAAUCAAAAUCAUUGACAAAAAAUAGUAAAGGAACAAUAAAGAAACCAAAUACCGCUGCUAUUAAAAUAAUUAAAUCUAGUUGCAUGCCACAAAGAAAACCCAAAAAUAAUGAAUUAGCUCGCCAAUAUGCGGAAACGCCGGCUCAGAUACAUUGCUUCCCGCCUGCUUCAAAUAUUAUGUCGGAGAACUCAUCAUUACAUGCAGCUUUGGAUAGCAAUAAAACCCGCAAGCGCCUCGUUCCUUUGCCAAUAAAUAUUAAACAGGAAACUGUGCAGCCAGUGCAAGUUCAGGAUAAAAAUAUGUAUGAAAAUAGAGGAAAUGCACCGGGAAAAGACAUUGUUAAUUCUAAUGUGCUAACUACACACACUCACAAGGAACCCGGCAAGGAAUAUGGAGAGCAACAAGUGGCUAAGACAAACACGGACAUUUUGAUGGCAACUUUAAACAAUUUAACUUCAAAAUUAUCAUCUCUAGAAUCCAAAGUUGACAACUACGCUGCUCACAAUUCUAAAAAUCAAAUAAUUGUCACCCUGAACCAAGAACAGAUUAUGCAAAAACUAUCUGAAAUAACAGCCCAAUUUGAUGAAUUCAUCAAACGUUCGUCAACUGUUAACUUGUCCCGGACAGAAGAUAAAGGUAUAAAAAAUAUACACAAUGAAGAAAGUCUCAACGCCUUUGAAGAGUUAUUGAAAGAUAAACAACAACUAGAAAAGAUGAAAAACAUUUAUUCAGUAGUAUGCGGCAAAGGUAAAGGCAGGGCGAUCAAUAAUGCGUACGCAUUAUGCGAUGCGAUGUUUGAUCGAAAGUUUUUGAAACAAUGUUCUUGGGCUGGGGGGUCUCGCGGGGAGACCGCAAAAAUUUGUUUUAAAAGUUACAGACGUGUCAUUGAUUUCUUUUUUUAUUUGAUCCACACAUCAGACAAUCAGUUUACAAUAAUGGAAUGUGAAACCUUUCUUAAGAACAUACUUAAAAAUUCUACGAAAAGGUGUGAAUCUCAACAUUUGAGAAGGUCAGCUCAAAAAAUAAGACAAAAGAAGAAAGAGUUGAAACCUGAAGAAAACGGAUCACCAGAACUCGAAAAUGAACAAAUAGAAGAACAGGAAUAUUAUGUCAUAAAUAACAUUCCAGAAGCAGCAUUUGAGAUCAGCAGCGAUUAAAAUUUACUUUUCUUGGAAAAAGAUGUAUAGAAGAUAAAGAAACGUCAUGACUAGUAGUAGUAGUAGUAUACAGAUGGAUAACGGAAACAAAACAAGUGCGUUUUGGGCCACGCGACUGUACUCCGGAAGUAGUACUGCUACUUUUUGAUAAUUUUUGUAAGGUCAAUGAAUGUAUACCCGAAGAAAUUGAU
Aricia agestis (brown argus) is the source of this 1654-nucleotide messenger RNA. RefSeq lists its product as uncharacterized. The transcript is spliced from 5 exons. The record is from RefSeq and is a predicted model, not a curated record. NCBI's taxonomy places the organism in Eukaryota, Metazoa, Arthropoda, Insecta, Lepidoptera, Lycaenidae. Bases 117 to 1463 code for a protein of 448 amino acids.